AUGACCAUUUUAUUCCUGUUCUUACAGCGGAAGCUGCUUGGUCAUCGGACACAUUCAAAGAUGGCUCUUGCUAGUGUAUUGAGCAGUGAUUGUGCGGAUUUUUCAUUUGAUUUUCGUCAGCCUCUGGCUUUUGAUUGUGGACCCGGUCAGAAUGGGUUGGAAUUCGAGGCUACGCCGCGUGAAGAUCUUAGUUUUUCCGUCAAAAACCCCCUGCUGGAGGGUGACGACGAUGGCGUUGAGAGGAAAAUAGAGUUUCUGCAUGGAACAACUACCUUAGCGUUUAAAUUCCAACAUGGAGUUAUUGUUGCUGUGGACUCACGGGCCACGGCGGGCUCCUACAUCGCCUCACAGACGGUGAAGAAGGUGAUUGAGAUCAACCCCUACCUACUGGGUACCAUGGCUGGGGGAGCUGCUGACUGCAGCUUCUGGGAGCGACUGUUGGCCCGUCAGUGUCGCAUCUAUGAGCUUCGCAACAAAGAGCGAAUCUCGGUGGCAGCAGCCUCCAAGCUGCUUGCUAACAUGGUGUACCAGUACAAGGGCAUGGGACUUAGCAUGGGAACCAUGGUGUGUGGCUGGGACAAGAGAGGUCCAGGUCUGUACUAUGUUGACUCAGAGGGGAACCGGGUGUGCGGGGACCUGUUUGCGGUAGGCUCUGGCUCCAUGUACGCCUACGGUGUGAUGGACAGCGGUCUGCGACACGAUCUGUCCGUGGAGGAAGCGUGUGAGCUGGGCCGUCGUGCCAUCUAUCAGGCCACGUUUCGUGACGCCUACAGUGGAGGGCAGGUUAACCUAUACCACGUUCACAGCAAAGGCUGGACCAGGAUCUCCCAGGAUGAUGUGCUCAUGCUACACCAGCAGUACAGAGAUCAGGCAUAGUUGAUGUGGAAAGGGGAAGGAGUAUUUCUUUUUCUAAUAUUCAAUGUUUAAGAUGUUCAGAUGUCUUUCAGGUUGACACAUAAUAAAAAAAGAAAAAAGAAAAGGACUCAUCUUCUGAUCAACUUACAGUUGCAUCACUUGUCACUCGUUGCCAGCUUGAAGCUUUAUAUUAUACAUUUUUAACAAUGUCAGUGAGCACCAUUCACCUUGCACAGAGUAUGAUCUGAGGGGCUGCAGAAAUGGGGUUGAUGACUCAAACAUGCUUUAAUUCAGUGUGGGAGUAGUGUGGUGCUUGCUCUACAUACAUUUCACUUGGAUCAUAACCUUGGAAACUACAUCCUCUUCCUUAAUAAAACCUGUGAUCUUU
This is a messenger RNA of Melanotaenia boesemani (Boeseman's rainbowfish), 1243 nucleotides long. RefSeq names its product proteasome 20S subunit beta 5 (gene psmb5). The transcript has 4 exons. Gene Ontology annotation, molecular function: threonine-type endopeptidase activity. NCBI's taxonomy places the organism in Eukaryota, Metazoa, Chordata, Actinopteri, Atheriniformes, Melanotaeniidae. The coding region runs from base 1 to 876 and encodes 291 amino acids. The record is from RefSeq and is a predicted model, not a curated record. Gene Ontology annotation, cellular component: proteasome core complex.